Molecule: messenger RNA, 5965 nt
Organism: Neopelma chrysocephalum (saffron-crested tyrant-manakin)
Lineage: Eukaryota; Metazoa; Chordata; Aves; Passeriformes; Pipridae
Gene: DUSP16
Product: dual specificity phosphatase 16
Exons: 7
Coding region: 921-2915 (664 amino acids)
Biological process (GO): protein dephosphorylation; negative regulation of MAPK cascade
Cellular component (GO): nucleus; cytoplasm
Molecular function (GO): protein tyrosine/threonine phosphatase activity; MAP kinase tyrosine/serine/threonine phosphatase activity
Source: RefSeq, a predicted model, not a curated record
AGGAGGAAGCCGGGCGCUGUUCGUGCCCGGGCCGGAGGCAGCCGCGGCUGGAAGAAGGAUGGGUAGGAGCCCGCCGGCUGCCCCGCAGAGGGUUCGGGGGGCUGCCGAUGCGGCGCGGCGUGCGCGGCUGCCUUGCUAAACUUAGCCAAGAGCGCUGGCUCCGAGCGGGCUCUCCGCCGCUUAAAAUGGUCGGGGAUGCUUUUAAAGCCCCGGAGGGCUCCCGAAGAAAUGUUGAAGUUCUGCCUCUCGAACUUGGAAAACGUUUAAAAUUGAGGCAGCUGACAAAAUGGAGGGCUGCCGCGGCGUCCAGGAGCGAGGCAAAUUGCAAAUUGUUAACCUGGCAUCGCGCUCGCCUCGGCUUCCAGCUCGGCGGCUGGCGCCGGGACGCGGCCUGUGACAGAUCCCCGGUCCCAGCUUUGUUUCCCCCCCCAGCCCGAGAAGGCGGCGGGAUGCGGGGCUGAGCGCGCAUCGGUGCCUGCCGAACCAGGUGUAUGGGAUGUGCCUGUUGCAAAGUCUGACCAAUGGCAGGAUUUUUCAGCGGCCAAAAGCCAUUUGGCUUUUAGUCCGGUGCAAAGCUGAUGGGUGGGAGCAAAGGUAAAGAAUGAUGUAUUGCAGCAGCAGCAGGCAGAAAGCAUCUUUUGUCUGAACUGUGGAAUGGCUGCUCCAUAGCCAUGUCCUGAUGGAUCAGAUGUGAGGGGCUGCUCUGUGGAACGAACCCUUUGUAGCGGCUGGAAGCAGGAGAAGACACUCAGCUGAAGGGCUCUCUCCGAAAAUGGAUUUAACUUUUCUUUUGCCAGUCACUACCAGCAUGACCUCAUACAUUUCCAGUACAAUGGUGUGGCUAAGCCUUUGAGUCCACAGCUCUUACAUCAUCGCAGCAAAUCAGAGAGGGAGGUGGUGAAAGAGGCCUUGUUGUUGUCAUGGCCCAUGAGAUGAUCAGGACUCAACUCAUCGUUGCUGAGAAGUUGGUGGCUUUGCUGGAGAGCGGUACAGAGAAGCUGCUGCUGAUUGAUAGCCGCCCCUUUGUGGAAUACAACACGUCCCACAUCUUGGAUGCCAUCAACAUCAACUGCUCCAAGCUCAUGAAGCGGAGGCUGCAGCAGGACAAAGUUUUGAUUACGGAGCUCAUUCAGCAUUCAGCAAAACACAAGAUUGAGAUUGACUGCAAGCAGGAAGUGGUGGUGUAUGACCAAAGCUCUAAAGAUGUGACCUCUCUCUCAUCCGACUGCUUUCUUACUGUGCUCCUGGGCAAACUGGAAAAGAAUUUCAGCUCUGUGUAUCUGCUUUCGGGUGGAUUUGCCGAGUUCUCCAGCUCUUUUCCUGGUCUCUGUGAAGGAAAAUCCACGCUCAUCCCUACUUGCAUUUCUCAGCCUUGCCUACCUGUUUCCAACAUUGGCCCGACUAGAAUACUGCCUCAUCUCUAUCUUGGGUGCCAGCGAGAUGUCCUCAACAAGGAGCUGAUGCAGCAGAACGAUAUUGGCUACGUACUGAAUGCCAGCAAUACUUGUCCCAAGCCUGAUUUUAUUCCAGAAUCCCAUUUCCUCAGAGUGCCUGUGAACGACAGCUUUUGUGAGAAAAUUUUGCCUUGGUUGGAUAAAUCAAUCGAUUUUAUAGAAAAAGCAAAAGCAUCAAAUGGCCGUGUGUUAGUGCACUGUUUAGCUGGGAUAUCUCGCUCUGCCACAAUUGCUAUUGCCUAUAUCAUGAAGAGAAUGGAUAUGUCCUUAGAUGAAGCUUACAGAUUUGUGAAAGAAAAGAGGCCGACUAUUUCUCCCAACUUCAAUUUCCUGGGCCAGCUCUUGGACUUUGAGAAAAAGAUAAAAACCCAGACCGGUCAGCCUGGACAUAUCAGCAAGUUGAAACUUCUGCACUUGGAAAAAAGCAGCGAGCACGUGCAGGUCCCGGAGGGUGGGCAGAGCAGCCUCUCCGUGAAGCAGCUCUGCAUCACUGCUACCUCUGAGAUCGUGGAGCAGAAACCCACGGACUGUGGCAGUGCCCCACGCGGGCACUUGUCCCCUCUGGAAGAUGGCCCGCUGGUGCAGGGCAUAAACGGACUGCACGUCUCCCUGGAUAAGGUGGAAGACAGCAACCGGCUGAAGCGCUCUUUUUCUUUGGAUAUCAAAUCUGUGUCCUACUCAUCAAGUAGCAACUGUGUGACUGCGUCGGUUCAGGGCUUCGCCUCCUCUGAGGACACCCUGGAAUACUACAAACACGCGACUGCUUUGGAGGGCGGCAGCAAGUUGUGUCAGUUCUCCCCUGUGCAGGAGGUGUCGGAGCAGACCCCAGAAACCAGCCCCGACAAAGAGGAAGCAAACCCUCCCAGAAAAUCCCAGAACACGUGGCAGCUGGACAGCCAGGGCAAACGGCAACACCUGGGGAGAGCCAGCGGCGGUGCCACCACUCAGCGGUCGCUCCUGUACCCCCUCCACCGGAGCGGCAGCAUGGAAGACAACUACCGAACGAACUUCUUGUUUGGUCUCUCCACCAGCCAGCAGCACCUGGCAAAGUCUGCUGCCGGGCUGGGCCUCAAGGGCUGGCACUCGGACAUCUUGGCUCCUCAGGCGUCGGCCGCAUCCCUGACCAACAGCUGGUACUUCGCAGCCGAGUCCUCGCAUUUCUACUCCGCCUCGGCCAUCUACGGGAACAGCGCCGCCUACUCCGCCUACAGCUGCAGCCAGCUGCCCACGGGCUGCGACCCGGCCUGCGCCGUGCGCAGGAGGGCAAAGCAGGGGGACAGGGGGGACUCCAGGAGGAGCUGGCACGAGGAGAGCUCUUUCGAAAAGCAGUUCAAGCGCAGGAGCUGCCAGAUGGAAUUUGGGGAGAGCAUCAUGUCGGACAAUAGGUCCAGAGAAGAACUGGGGAAAGUAGGCAGUCAGUCGAGUUUUUCGGGCAGCAUGGAGAUCAUUGAAGUGUCCUGAGGGGCGGCAGGCCUGUGGGACUGUAUCAGAGUUGCUGCCCUCUCCGGGCUGCUCCCCCGGCAUUUGAGAGAUCCCUGUAAAUCUGAAACUGUGGGUAAAAGGGUGGGGGGAGGGAAGAACCUUGAGGCUUCAGUGUGAAUGCAGCAAAAGGUUUGUACCGCAGAGAAAUGACAAGCGAGCAUCUGCCCGAGGACACCAGAGGUACCGCUGGGUUUUUCUCCUCUCCCCUCCUGAAGAAGGGCAGAACACUUCAAAGGUCUUUCCCUGAUAGAGGAAGCAAUUGUUUGCAAUGGAUUGCACAGCGUUUCAGUGGUUUUUAUAAAGGAAGCUCUCUUGGCAUCAACCUUGCUCUGGUUCCACUGAAACACGUUCCUACCUGUCAAAACCCAGUUUUGUUCUCCCCUCCUCAUGCCCCAUAUGUUCACCAGUGCACCUUAGCCCUGACACUGAGCCAACCUCUGGAGGGAGACCUUUUUCCUGUAAGAAAGGAGACUGGGAGCAAUUCCAAAGGACAUAGGGACUGGUUACAGCAAGGCUUGUCUGAACACACAGUUCAGACAAAUGUAAAUACUGGUGUAACUAUUGUUCUAAUGGAUAGGCUUUAAGUGAUUUGCUAGAGAGCUGCUUCAGAGAAAAAAAAACAGUACCUCAAAAAUAUAAAAAAUAAACUAGGGCUUUAUGGCUGCCACAUGCUGGUAGUCAGUUCAUCAGCAAUGUGAACAAGUAACAACUAGCCACAUUUGGUUUUUUGUUGUUUUUUUUUUUUUAAAGCUGUCUACGCACAAGUGUUUCAAUUGGCUCAGCAGCAAUGCCUAAAAGAAGAUGAAUGAACCAUACUUAGGACUGUUUCCCCCAGUCUUUUGAUACAGUAUUCGUAUUUUUUAUAUUAAGCUGGCUUCUGGGAGAGGGGUAGUUGCUUUGGCUUCUAAGGUGUAAUGGAGUGGUUGAUAAGGUAGGGUUACAUGCAAGAGAAGUGGCUGCUACAAGUGGCCACAACAUGCUUUUUCUUGCCAGUUAAUAAUUCAAUAGGAGGCUCUUGAAGGCUUUUUUGGUUUGGGGUUUUUUGUUUUGGUGGUGCUUUGUUUGUUUGGGGUGUUUUUUUGUGGUUUUUAAGAUUAAAAUGGGGUAGGCUUUUAUCCUUAACUGAGCAGUACCACUGAGGAACUGCUCUUCAUAUAUGGUCCCAGUCCUACCUGGGGUGGGGGCAAUGCAGGUGGUUGGGUUUUAUUCCAUUCCAGCAUGGAUUGAGACUGGCUUCUCAUUAGUUUUGCUGACUUCAUCAGAUAAAGGGAAGUCUGGCUGGCUGCCCAAGGAGAACAGAAGGGGGCUCCAGUGUCCCAUCUCAGUGUGUGUGUGAAAGAAAGGGGGUUUGAGAAAAGACAGCUUUCCAUUAGGGGAAGCCACUCCCCUCCCACACUCACAGCUUCACAGGAACUUGAUCCUGGCCAUUGUUCUCUGUCCCUUGGUUUCCCAGCACGCUGAUGUGUGAUUUGUCUGCAGACGCUCAAGGCUGUACCGCGUCCUCCCUCAUCACCCCAGAGAAGAUGCCAACGUGAGGAGGUGUCACAUCGCUGCUGCCAGGGGGGGUGUUUCACUGAAGAUUAGGCACAGCCCUUCUCAUGUUGUUUUUGACAGCAACCCAGCUGCUUCCCCUCCAGCUCCCGUUCCUGCGGUAGCUUGGCUGAGCUCUGCCCUGCUCACCUUGGUUCACCCGCCCACGUUGCUGCAAGAGAUUUGUGGUCAGUGGGGGGUGGUACCAGGUAAAGCUUCACCCUUCAUGCUCUGAGGGAAGCUGCACAUUGGUCUUACCUCGGUAUUUCCCAGCACCCCUCAGAAAAUGUGUAUUGAGGGGAAACUAUAUUUUUUUUUUGUCCCAUUUCAGUGCAGGCAGCUGAAAAUUGUACAUCACAUGUAGCAAACAGUUAAACCCUGGCCAACAGCUUUAAAAAAAAAAAUUGUCAGCAACAACCUGAAGCCCUAAUUCAAGUGAGCAGCUUGGGUUAUUUUAGGGUUUUUUUUACUGUAAGUUCAGCUAGUUUGUGACUCAAAUCUCAGGUUUUACUAUAUUGAAAAGUGGAGAAGAUUUUGUCAUUGAUUUGUUUUGUGGCUAGGAUGUGACUUUAAUUUCCUACAGUGGACUGUUGAAAAUAGCACUGAAAGCUACAGCAUUGAUUAACUUGAUCCUAAAAAGUGCAAAAGGCCCAGUGAGAGCACCAGGAGGCUCUGUUUGGGCUGUGUGUACGAGAUGUUGGAAGAAGAGGUAGCCCAGGCAAGGGACAGGUUGACAUCACACACAUCAGGUGUUCAUUAAACAUACUGGCACUUGUCUCUGUUUACAUAUCAGGUGAAAGCAAUUACAUUACAACUAUUUUCAGCAUAUAUAUAUAUAUAUAUACACAUACUCUGUGUGUAUAUACCUAUGUAAACAGUUUAACAGUGCUUCCUCCAGGAAAAGCCCAUGUCUGUGAUUUAAACCAGUUAAUGGGGGUUAACACAUGUCAAUCCCUGAAGACAGAAACAGAUUCGUCCUAUCUUUUGUGCUCCUUCAGACGUGUGUGUUCCCCCCUUCUCUAUGUUUGGGUUUUGGGUCUUCUCCUAUGUUUGGGGUUUGUUUGCUUGAUUGCCUUCUGAGGAACUGAAAUGUGGUCUUGUGGCUCCUUGUGAUUUCCAGUGCACUCUAGUCCCUGAAUGAAUCAAAGCUGUAGGCUUGGUAUUUUUAGGGGAUAAGUCCUCAUAGGAGGAAGCCUUAACCCCAUGUCCCGCACAGGGUGGUGCCCUGGCUCCUAUCUGAACUAGAGUCCUGUCCCUGAACAAUACUGGAAAUGGUUUGUAGAAGUCUGGAAAGCAAAGUGGAGGAUGUGAGAGAGGAAACAUGUACAUGUUCAAUAUGAAUAUAAUGUAUGGCCGUUGGUGUAUGGCAUACUUGGCAUAUUUGGUUUAUGGCAAGCCAUUCAAAUGGUUCAGAGGGAUGUGAGUUUCUCAUCUUGUUGUGUCAUGAGAAUUACCUGUAUGUAUGAUGAAAUAAAAUCAGAAAUGGUACCUGUUUAUAU